This is a messenger RNA of Annulohypoxylon truncatum, 1245 nucleotides long. RefSeq lists its product as uncharacterized. Gene Ontology annotation, cellular component: nucleus. NCBI's taxonomy places the organism in Eukaryota, Fungi, Ascomycota, Sordariomycetes, Xylariales, Hypoxylaceae. Gene Ontology annotation, molecular function: RNA polymerase II cis-regulatory region sequence-specific DNA binding; DNA-binding transcription factor activity, RNA polymerase II-specific. Bases 1 to 1245 code for a protein of 414 amino acids. Gene Ontology annotation, biological process: regulation of transcription by RNA polymerase II. The transcript has 2 exons. The record is from RefSeq and is a predicted model, not a curated record.
AUGCAUCCUCCAUAUUUUAAUUAUCUUCCCCCCGAUUCUCCCUCCUCCUCCCCUCCUCCACCUGACGAUGAAGCUCCCGGUGACAAGCCCCAUCUUAAUACUCCUGUUGGGUCUGUUGUUCUGGGGGCAACGCAACAGAGCUUCUCCUUUCCCGAGCAAUACACCGAUGAGCUUUAUCUUCUAACCAACUCCCCAGGAGUGCCUAGUAGUGACACCCAAAGUCCUUCAUCUGGAGUCUAUAGCGGUAAUUCUCAGAAUUCUUCUCCGGCAGGUCCACUCUAUAGCCCUCAAAGCAGCAGCUGGCAAUCUUUGCCGGUUUCUACGCCUUAUACGCAGAAUUUGAUGAACCAAGGAGGACUGAUGCAGUCAAACUACGGCCGCUCUUCGAUCUACUCUUCUGCUAGCCCCGCAUAUCCUCGAAGUUCGCAGUCUCCAGCAGACGGCCUUCCACCCCCAUUCGAAAGUGGUUCACAAGCCUUUUCUCUUCCUGUUCCGGGAGGCGGGCUUAGCCACUCGAAUUCAUAUUCCCAGCCUUCACAUCAGCAUCCUCUGCAGAACCCGAUGAUGAGCAGCCACUCGCAGGGACCCCACCCCUCCACUCCCUCAACGACAGCAGCCUCAGACAGUUACGCGCGGCCGCAACCAGGUUCUAGCUACUACUCGGCACCAUCUUCGUCAACAGCUCAUCAAUCCUCUUACUCCUCCUUUGCGUCUACUCACACCUCCCAGCCGCAGACGUCCCCGACAACGGCAGGGGCUUUACCAAGAAGCGUUACAGCGCACCAUUCUCCUAUGCAAGCGCCACACUAUCCAGGACAAUACACGUAUUCAGGAGGCCCCGUGUUGACGAAUAUGGCGAACCCCGGCGGUCGUAUGCACAUUGUAGGCCCCAUGUUGUCGGGCCACCACCAAUACCACCCACAGGGGCAAAUAAUGGGGGCGCAUCAUAUGUAUUCUAACCAGGCGGCUCAACAGCAAGAUCGCCCCUUCAAGUGCGACAUAUGCCCCCAACAAUUCAAUCGGAACCACGAUUUGAAAAGACAUAAAAGGAUACAUCUUGCAAUCAAACCGUUUCCCUGCACUUUUUGCGAUAAAAGCUUCUCGAGGAAAGACGCCCUGAAGCGACACAGGCUCGUCAAAGGUUGUGGGGCUGGACAGGACGAGUCCGGUAAUGUCGUCGAUACUAAAAUAGAAGAUCAAAACGACGGUUCGGGUUCUGCGGUGAUCAAGGACGAACCGUCAUGA